Messenger RNA from Bactrocera oleae (olive fruit fly), 607 nucleotides. RefSeq names its product 10 kDa heat shock protein, mitochondrial. Gene Ontology annotation, cellular component: mitochondrial matrix. NCBI's taxonomy places the organism in Eukaryota, Metazoa, Arthropoda, Insecta, Diptera, Tephritidae. Gene Ontology annotation, molecular function: protein-folding chaperone binding; metal ion binding; protein folding chaperone. The record is from RefSeq and is a predicted model, not a curated record.
CGCAUAAAAGCUUCACGCUUUCGUUGAAAAAUAUUUCAAAAAUUUGUAAUUUUUUGUUUGACACUUGUCAGAAGUAAAAAAAAUUAAAAUUCGAAAACAAAUUGCAAUUAAGCAAUAUAUUAAUUUCUAUCGAAAAUAACGCACGAGUACACGGGUAACGUCAUUCGAUGACUUCGCUUAUAAAACGCGUCAUUCCCACAUUGGAUCGCAUUUUGGUGCGACGUGCUGAGGCAGCCAACGUCACCAAAGGUGGCAUUGUGCUUACCGAGAAGGGUGUGGAACGCAUGGUGGAGGGUACUGUUGUGGCUGUCGGUCCCGGUUCGCGUAACCCGCAAAGCGGCAAUUACAUACCGAUGGGCGUGCAGGAGGGCGAUCGUGUGCUGUUGCCGAAAUACGGUGGCACACGCGUCGACAUGGAGGACCAGAAAGAGUAUGUGCUCUAUCGUGAGGCGGAUAUUUUGGCUAAAUUGGAGUAGUCUAUAUUUAGCAGGGGCGGCAACGUUGAGCAAACGGGAGGAUAUUUGUAAAGCAAAUUGAUGAGCGGGUUUUAAUUAAUAUACUUUAAUUUAUGGAAUAAAAUAAAUUUCUUUGUUCAUUUGAAGUGGAA